Molecule: messenger RNA, 783 nt
Organism: Scheffersomyces stipitis CBS 6054
Lineage: Eukaryota; Fungi; Ascomycota; Pichiomycetes; Serinales; Debaryomycetaceae
Gene: BNA1
Product: 3-hydroxyanthranilate 3,4-dioxygenase
Exons: 1
Coding region: 4-516 (170 amino acids)
Biological process (GO): quinolinate metabolic process; 'de novo' NAD+ biosynthetic process from L-tryptophan
Cellular component (GO): cytoplasm
Molecular function (GO): iron ion binding; 3-hydroxyanthranilate 3,4-dioxygenase activity
Source: RefSeq, a predicted model, not a curated record
AUCAUGCUUCCAGAGCCUAUCAACAUCAACAAAUGGAUUGAGGAAAAUGGCCAUCUUCUCCAGCCUCCUGUGAAUAACUAUUGUCUCCAUCGUGGAGGUUUCACUAUUAUGAUUGUAGGAGGACCAAAUGAGAGAACCGAUUAUCACAUUAACGAGACACCUGAACAUUUCCACCAACUUAAAGGUGCCAUGUGCUUGAAGGUUGUUGAUGAUGGCGAAUUCAGAGAUAUUAUCAUUAACGAAGGCGACUCAUUCUUGUUGCCUGGCAAUACUCCACACAAUCCUGUUCGUUUUGCUGACACUAUUGGCUUGGUUGUAGAACAAGAUAGACCAGAAACUGCGCUUGACAGACUAAGAUGGUACUGUAGCAACUGUAGAGAGAUUGUUCACGAAGCAGCUUUCCAUUUGACCGACUUGGGUACGCAGAUCAAGGAAGCUAUAUUGGCUUUUGAUGGCGAUAAGGAAAGCAGGACAUGCAAGAAGUGUGGAACGUUGAACUACUCGAAGCCCCAAUAGAUGGCGAGAUAUGACGAGAUGAGAUGACGAUUAUGAGAAUGGUGGUAAAAGACAAUGCAAGAAUGUUGAUGUACAAUAUAACGACGAGCAGAAAAACUAGUUGAAAAAGGAAAGGUUAAAUAUUUAGUAAAACAAUUGGUAGAAGAUCAUGCUGACUAUGACGAUCAAGAUGACGUCAGGAAUUCAUUUACUCUGUCAAUCCAUAAGAUCUGUUAAGUCUAGACUAGUUACGUUUAUUGUAUAUAUCAGCGAUAUGUUUAUUACUCG